Messenger RNA from Notolabrus celidotus (New Zealand spotty), 1422 nucleotides. RefSeq names its product ndrg family member 3a (gene ndrg3a). NCBI's taxonomy places the organism in Eukaryota, Metazoa, Chordata, Actinopteri, Labriformes, Labridae. Gene Ontology annotation, cellular component: cytoplasm. The record is from RefSeq and is a predicted model, not a curated record. Gene Ontology annotation, biological process: signal transduction.
AGCGUGUAGUUCCGCCCAGAGUCAGAAAUACUAGUUGAGGCAGAGGAAGCGGCAGACAAGAGACGUGUAUACUGUGUACUUCUUUAUUCAAUCACCGUUCAUAUUCAACAAUAUAACCUCAGAGGAAUUAACUCGGACACCGGAUACAUAUUCAACCGACGAGACAGAGUUGUUUACAGAGACGAGACAAGAAGAUGGAUGAGCUGCAAGAUGUACAGCUGACUGAGAUCAAGCCGCUGCUGACCAACAAGAAUACACGCAACUUUCAAGAUUUCGACUGUCAGGAGCAUGACAUUGAGACUCCCCAUGGCGUCCUCCAUGUGACUAUGCGAGGUGUUCCCAAGGGUAACAGGCCCGUCAUCCUCACCUAUCAUGACAUCGGCCUCAACCACAAGUCCUGCUUCAAUACCCUGUUCAACUAUGAGGACAUGCAGGAGAUCACGCAGCACUUUGCUGUGGUUCACGUGGACGCGCCUGGCCAGCAGGAAGGCGCACCUCCUUUCCCCACCAGUUAUCGCUACCCCACCAUGGAUGAGUUGGCUGAAAUGCUGCCCUCUGUGAUGACUCAGCUCAAGGUCAACAGCGUGAUUGGCAUAGGUGUUGGAGCAGGAGCUUACAUCCUCAGCCGCUUUGCGCUGAACAACCCCACCCUGGUGGAGGGACUGGUUCUGAUCAACGUCGAUCCGUGUGCUGAAGGUUGGAUUGACUGGGCAGCUUCAAAGCUGACUGGAUGGACCAGUAAUUUGGUGGAUAUCGUCAUGUCUCACCACUUCAGCACUGAUGAGCUGACAGAUAACCUGGAGCUGAUCCAGACCUACCGCCUCCACAUUGCACAAGACAUCAAUCAGGACAACCUGGCCCUCUUCUGUGGCUCCUAUCAAUACCGUCGGGACCUCGAGAUCGAGAGGCCAAUCGUAGGUCUGAAUGAGGAGACGGUCAACACACUAACGUGCCCUGCAUUACUGGUUGUCGGUGACACAGCACCUGCUGUGGAGGCUGUGGUGGAGUGCAACUCCAGGUUAAAUCCAACCAAGACUACACUGCUAAAGAUGGCUGAUUGUGGAGGCUUGCCCCAAGUUGUGCAGCCAGGAAAACUUGCUGAGGCCUUCAAGUACUUUGUUCAGGGAAUGGGCUACAUGCCGUCAGCAGGAAUGACUCGUCUGGCUCGCUCACGCACCACCUCCUCUUCCAGCAUCACCUCCAUGGACAGCACUCGCAGCCGCAACAACCACAGCCUGUUGGAGGGCAGCGCCACCGGGGCCCUGGACAGCCAGACCGGACCCCAGACUAUGGAGGUCUCCUGCUAAACUCAAUCCCCACCCCACCUGUAUGCACAAUCCCAUAGUAACUUAUGUACCCUCUUCUCCUCUAUUUCUCUCUCUCUCUCUCUCUCUCUCUCUCUCUCUCUCUCUCUCUCUCUCU